UGUCAGUUUCUCCGCCCACUUCUUCCGACAUGAACGUUGAGAAUUUCGGCGCUAGCGAGAGGCUGGUGAACGCGGCCUACGUGCGGCAGGGGGCGCAGGGCCGGCGCGCGCAUGAGCUGCGCCUGCGGGCGUUGCUGGAGCAGGGCAAGUGUCCUGAAGAUGGAUGGGAUGAAAGUACCAUCGAACUCUUUCUUCAUGAACUUGCCAUUAUGGAUAGCAACAAUUUUCUGGGCAACUGUGGUGUGGGUGAGAGGGAAGGAAGAGUGGCAUCAGGAAUGGUUGCCCGUCGGCAUUACAGGUUAAUCCAUGGAAUUGGGAGGUCAGGGGAUAUUUCUGCUGUCCAGCCUAAAGCUGCAGGUUCUAGCCUUUUGAACAAACUUACGAAUUCAAUAGUUCUGGACAUUAUAAAGCUGGCUGGUGUCCGGACAGUCACCAAUUGCUUUGUGGUUCCUAUGGCAACUGGCAUGAGUCUAACCCUGUGUUUCUUAACACUGCGGCACAAGAGACCAAAGGCAAAGUAUAUUAUUUGGCCACGCAUAGAUCAGAAAUCCUGCUUUAAAUCUAUGAUAACUGCAGGUUUUGAGCCAGUGGUGAUAGAGAAUGUAUUAGAAGGUGAUGAGCUGCGCACAGACGUAAAGGCGGUAGAGGCUAAAAUCCAGGAUCUUGGAGCUGAAAAUGUUCUCUGUGUUCAUUCUACUACAUCUUGCUUUGCUCCAAGGGUACCUGACAGACUGGAAGAACUGUCUGUGAUUUGUUCUAAUUAUGACAUUCCUCAUAUUGUCAACAAUGCAUAUGGAGUUCAGUCUUCAAAAUGUAUGCAUCUCAUCCAGCAGGGUGCUCGAGUAGGUAGAAUAGAUGCUUUCAUCCAGAGCUUGGACAAAAAUUUUAUGGUUCCAGUAGGUGGUGCUAUCAUUGCUGGCUUCAGUGAUUCCUUCAUCCAGGAUAUCAGUAAGAUGUACCCAGGAAGAGCGUCAGCAUCUCCUUCCUUAGAUGUCCUCAUUACCCUACUGUCCCUGGGUGAAAGUGGCUACAGACAGCUACUAAAAGAGAGAAAGGAAAUGUUUUCCUACCUUUCAGGUCAGCUGAGGAAGCUAGCAGAAGUCUACAAUGAGAGGCUGUUGAACACACCACACAAUCCUAUUUCCUUAGCUAUGUCUCUAGAGAAUCUAGAUAAACACAGUGACAUGGCUGUUACUCAGCUUGGAUCUAUGCUUUUCACAAGACAAGUUUCAGGAGCAAGGGUGGUUCCCCUUGGGUCUUUGCAAACAGUGAAUAACCACACUUUCAAAGGCUUUAUGUCACAUACAAAUAACUAUCCCUGUGCUUACCUCAAUGCUGCUUCAGCAAUUGGAAUGAAAAAGCAAGAUGUAGACCUGUUCCUAAAAAGACUGGAUAAGUGUAUGAAGACUUUUAGAAAAGAAAAGAGCAAUGGAAAAGAUGUGCCUGAAAUGGAUAACUGUACUAAACAUACAAGUGUGGGAGAGACUGAAGACUAGAACAAGAUGUGGAUUUUGGAACACACAAAGUUUGGGGUGUGUGUGUGUUUGUUUUUUUUGGAUUGUGUGAAGUUUGUAUCCUGUUUGUAUUGUGGAUUAUGCAAUACAGGGAGUGGAAAUUUAAAUUUAAAAAAAACUUGGAUGAAAUUCAGAUUUUAAAAAAAUUAUUGGGUAACAUUCACCGCUGUGCAGACAGCAAACCACAAGGCUUUUGCGCCUCUUAAAACCCACUCAAGUACUCAAAUAAGGCUUAAAUGGUAUGAAGGCUCUAAGAUGGGUCUUUCUCUAGAAAUGGAUUUGCCCCAUUGUGAUUGGAGUUGGACAAAUAUCUGAAGAAAAUUUCAGUGAAUAUUGAUUAAUAUUUUAAACUGAAUUUGCUUUAGCAGUGUUUUGUAUCCCUUCUGAUUUUGCUAUUGGUGUUCAUUUAGCAAACAGUCCUUUUUUGCUCACAAAAAUGUCUCUGGAAUGAGUGUUCAUACAUGUGAGUAUUUGCAUUCACAGCCAUUUCCUGCUACAUCUGUUUAUGGGCAUGAGAGUGGAGAUGGAUAUUAUUAAAUGAAAUUUUUAAAAUAAUGUGAGCAUGAGAUACAAUGGGGAGAGAUGGUUUUUCCAAAUCUCUUUCCUGAUAGUAAUUUGAACAGCUGAAAACAGGAGCCACAUGUUUGAAGUCUGUACAUGUUCUUAACUGGGGAACACCAUGGAAAGGCACAGACUCCCUAUGGCAAAGGGAAAUCCUACAAGGGAGUGUAACAGAGCAAUUUACAAGGAUUCAGCCAAUCCUCAGCCCCUGGAAAGACUUUCAGGGUUGAACAGUUCCACAGGAAGCAUAUGGGGGUAAACAGCAAGGAAAGAAGGGGGCUUCAGUAGGAAGGCAGUGAAAUGGGAAGAUCUCCCCUUCCUCUUGCAUUUGAUUUGUGCCUUAAUAAUUGCUGUCCUGAAUAGGAGAAAUCAGCAGACCUGAAGUUAUGGGAGAUUGCUGUUCCUCCUUAGGGCCCAUAGGAGAACCAGAUAUUCAUGGGGACUCCCAGGAUGUUAGAUUUACUCCAGCACUUCAAUAAAUUUGGAGACCAUGCCUCCUAAUUCUGAACCAUCUCCUGUGGGUGGUGCUGCUGCUGCCCCAGCUAUAUUCAGUCACUGACUGAACCGGUUCACCUAGCUGAGGGCUCAUAUCACUGAGUUUGCUUUUGUUGGCUUAGGCUUGUCAAGUUUUUCAUUUUAAAAAAGAAAUUAAAACGGGAUUCAUGUGGUAUAUGCAGAGUGGCAAUUUGGUUAAAUUAAAGAUAUUCCAAAUCAUUUAUUGGCCGAGUGGAGCAAGAUCUAAUGCUCAACUCAAUGGCAUUUCUCUGUGUUUGUCUGUAAUAUGAUAACUUUGGCAUGCCACAUCUGAUCAAUUUUAAAAAUAAUGGAAUGUUCUAGGCAUCCAUGGGCACACCUUCUGUUAGUUCUGAUGGAAAUCAGAACACCAAAAGAGCCUGAUUCAGAGGAAAAUCAGGGCCACAGACUGCCACAGGCAGAGGAAUGUCUGCUUCCCCCUUUACAUAGCAGAGGCAGCAGCUUAACCUGUUGAGUGGGGAGACUGUAGCCUGGACUCUAACAGAAAUGAGAGCUUUCCAGGCCUGGUAUAUAUGGAGGGAAGUGGGGGUGGGGGUGGAGUAGGGACCCAGAGAGGGAGGGGGCCAGGGUGAGGGUAUGCAGCAGGGACCAGAGGGAUGGGGCAGUCGUGAUGGGUGAAGCAGGGACCCAGAGUGCUUUGCGGGGAGAAGCAGGAUCUGCAAGAGAAUAUAGGGAUGGGGAGUGGUGGUGGUGAGGGAAGCAGGGGCCCAGAGUGGAGAUGUGGGGAGAGGAAAGGUUGUGGAUAAGGAGUCAGGAGGGGCAAACCAUAAAUACUUGGGGCUGGAGAGCAAGGACCUGGAGAGUGGGGAAUGGUGAUUGGGAGUGUAACAAGGCAUCCCCUUGGUCCUGCCUGUGCUCUGCUCCAAAAACUGCUCCAAGACCUUCUGACUCAGCAGUCACCAGUGCAGUUUAUUUGCAUAGUGCCAUCCCACCACCUUCUCACCAGGUGUACACCUUGGGGAUUCCAGCCUUGAAGACUCCUUAGUCUCUGGACUCAGGAGGGCAGAGCUACCACACUCCUUCCCUGACUCUCCGCCCCCACCUCUGGGCCUGUAUAUAAAACCAGGCUAAUCAGGCUGGCAGCUGUUUCUCCUUUACCAAUCAGCCACUGGUUUACCUCCUUUAAUUGGAGCUGGAGUGACAAGGCUGGCUCAGUCUUUCCUGCUGAGCACCCUGUCACAGGGAGGGAGGUAUGCAGGGAACACACAUAGACCAGAACAAUGGGGGUACACGCUGAGCCCCUGUUAUGAGGAAAGGGGUGGAGGAGUUGUAGGGAGACCCUGAAAUAGAGGAGGAUGCAGUAUGACACACAAGGAGUUUACUGCGGGGGGGAAAGGAGGAAUGCAAAUAGCCCCUGGGGGCACAUUGUGCGUGGCCUGCUGAAGCUAUGAAGAAUGUGGCCCACUAGUUUUACUUACACACACACACAUUUUGUUUUGUGAUACCAUUGUCUGUGGUGACUUGGCAUAUUUUUACUUUAACAUAAUAUCACCAUUUAAAUGCUGCAUGCAUUUUCUAGCCUCAAGUUAGAUUUUUUGUUAAAUUUAUUUGUUCACAAGCAUGAUUUGUGUAUGCCAUUGUAAAAUACUGUUAUACAAACUAAGGCCCAUAAAUUGUAGAAUUCUGCCAGCCAGAACAGACCUGCCAGACCUCCGAUUCUGCCAAUGCCACAAGCCUUUGUGCCUCAUUUGUCCACUUCUUCCAUGGGCAUCGUCAUGGCUUCUUUCCCCAACACUAAUCUCUAUGCCUAGAAUGGCCUGCAAGGGCCACUAUUCUCUCUGCAGUCAAAUCUGUUCUUCAGGCUCACAUUGAAGACUCAGCAAAUGUCCUCAUGAAGCAAGUCAAUUUAAUUUUUUUUUAAAAACCUUGUACCUUCAUGAUGUGCAUGUGCCUUAAACUAAAUACCUCUGUGAUCUUAUUGCUGCUACUCUUGUUCCUCCUCACCCUGCUGUUUGUCACUGUCACUUGCUGUGUCGCUGUCAUUUGUUAUGUCAUGUCCCAUCUUAAUUUAGACUGUAAGCUCUGGAGGCCAGAUGCUGUGGGUAAUUUAAUAACUUGAAAUGAAAUUUGAUUUAAAUAAUCCAAACUCCAAUGUAUUUUUAAAAAACAAAUGGAAAAGAAUUACCAAACCUUUGUGUUGGUCUCUUACAAUGCAGAGCUAGUUCUGUAGAAAAGAUCUGAGCCAAACUAUUAAACAGAAUGCUUUUAAAGGAAGAUUAGAACAUCAUUGACCACUAUCCACCAGUAUGUAUGAUAAAGUAAGUAAUGUACAUUCCAAUUAUGCUUCAGUUACUAACUUAAUCUUUCCAUAUGUCCCUUAUAAAAACCAAUUAUGGACAAGGUCCCCUCAAGACUAUGGAAAUACUACCCCUUGGAAGUGGACAGGGUUUCACAGCACUGCUGCUAGAAGGUGGUGAUAGAAUGAAGGCAGCUCUGUUUGGAGGUAGAGUGAGAGGGAAAAGCUGAUAAUGGCUGCCUUCCAUGAAAAUUUUGCAAUGAGAUUGUAUGGGGAAGGGGAAGAACUCAAGAACCUUUGCCACACUGCACCCAGCCACAAAGUUCAUAGGAAGGCAGGAGUGAACUGACAUUUGACCUGAUGAUGAUGUGGAGAUUUUGAGCAACUGCACUUUCAACAUGAUGGAAGAAGUAAGGCCACAGGGCCUCCCACAACUCCUCAAAGAAACCCAAAGUAAGUGGUUGAGAGGGGGUGGCUCUGGGUGUAGGAGGGGGCCAGUGCUGUUUCCUCUCAAGGUGUGCGAGAAGCAGUGCUUUAGUUCCAUUUUACCAUAUAAUAACCUGUGCUAAUUAGUUCCUGAAUGUUUGACAUGCCUGAUUAAUUGUGUAUUAAGAUCACCUGUAAUGUCUUACUUUAAAUGAUCCAGGACAAAAAUACAUAAUAAAUGUUUUAAUGUAUUUGUCUUUGCAGUCUUGAAUAUUUUUGUCUAGUUUAUAUAAAUCUCAUUUCAGAGGAUCAGGCAAAUUCUUCAAGUGUUUGUCACAUAUACUGCACUGUUGGUGUGUGCUAUGUCUGUUGGGGUCCAACCCUACACCCUGAGUUUACUUAUGCCUCCAACUGAGUAUUUAAAGGGUGGGGGUGGCCCCAACCACCUAGUUCCUUCUUACCACCUGUGGAAUUUGAAGUUUCUCAGCUUGCUCAGUGUGUGAUC
Messenger RNA from Mauremys reevesii (Reeves's turtle), 5776 nucleotides. It is a transcript of the gene SEPSECS, whose product is annotated as Sep (O-phosphoserine) tRNA:Sec (selenocysteine) tRNA synthase. Bases 30 to 1496 code for a protein of 488 amino acids. The transcript is spliced from 11 exons. Lineage: Eukaryota; Metazoa; Chordata; Testudines; Geoemydidae. Gene Ontology annotation, molecular function: O-phosphoseryl-tRNA(Sec) selenium transferase activity; tRNA binding. The record is from RefSeq and is a predicted model, not a curated record. Gene Ontology annotation, biological process: conversion of seryl-tRNAsec to selenocys-tRNAsec; selenocysteine incorporation.